This is a messenger RNA of Chinchilla lanigera (long-tailed chinchilla), 3291 nucleotides long. It is a transcript of the gene Slc30a9, whose product is annotated as solute carrier family 30 (zinc transporter), member 9. The transcript is spliced from 18 exons. Gene Ontology annotation, biological process: zinc ion transport; transmembrane transport; positive regulation of transcription by RNA polymerase II. Gene Ontology annotation, cellular component: nucleus; membrane. NCBI's taxonomy places the organism in Eukaryota, Metazoa, Chordata, Mammalia, Rodentia, Chinchillidae. The record is from RefSeq and is a predicted model, not a curated record. Bases 118 to 1830 code for a protein of 570 amino acids. Gene Ontology annotation, molecular function: monoatomic cation transmembrane transporter activity.
GCCCCUGGCGGGGCAGACGUCAGUAUUUGCUUGUGUUCAGUCUAUGGAGUCAUUUGGUGCCGGCGGCGACGCGGAGGCAGGUGCCGGUGUCCAAGUGGGGGCCUCUGCCCCGCAAGGAUGUUGCCGGGCUUGGCCGCCGCCACUGCGGCCCACAGAUGUAGCUGGUCUUUUCUGUGCCGGCUUCGUUUGAGCUGCAGGGUAGCGGCCCGCGGCUCCAGCGACCGCCAGGAAUGGCAGAAUUUAGUGACAUUUGGAAACUUUGCGUACAUGGUUCCCUAUCGUCACCCACACAUUUGUGCACUGAGCCAAGUAAAGUUAUACUCUACAAAUAUCCAAAAGGAAGGGCAGGAAUCACAAACUCUCAGAGUAGAAAAAGUACCCACUUUUGGUGAAACAGCAGAAAAUAUAGGUGCAGAACUCAAAGCUCCACUAAAGCAAGAACCUCUCCAAGUAAGGGUCAAAGCAGUUCUUAAGAAAAGGGAAUAUGGAUCAAAAUACACUCAGAAUAAUUUCAUCACUGGAGUCAGAGCAAUAAAUGAGUUCUGCCUCAAAUCCAGUGAUCUAGAACAGCUUCGAAAAAUCAGACGACGAAGUCCCCAUGAAGAUACUGAGUCCUUUACUGUAUAUUUGAGAUCAGAUGUGGAGGCCAAAUCUUUGGAGGUUUGGGGAAGUCCUGAAGCUCUUGCUAGAGAGAAAAAGCUGCGUAAAGAAGCAGAAAUAGAAUACAGAGAACGGCUGUUUAGAAACCAAAAAAUAUUGAGAGAAUACAGAGAUUUCUUGGGAAACACCAAACCACGUUCCAGAACAGCAUCAGUUUUCUUCAAGGGACCAGGAAAAGUGGUAAUGGUUGCCAUUUGCAUCAAUGGUUUAAACUGCUUCUUUAAAUUUCUUGCAUGGAUUUAUACGGGUUCAGCAAGUAUGUUCUCAGAAGCUAUACACUCAUUGUCUGAUACCUGCAAUCAGGGUUUACUAGCAGUGGGCAUCAGUAAAUCUGUUCAAACACCAGAUCCUACUCAUCCGUAUGGAUUUUCAAAUAUGCGCUAUAUUUCUUCACUAAUUAGCGGUGUUGGUAUUUUUAUGAUGGGUGCAGGACUUUCUUGGUACCAUGGAAUUAUGGGAUUGCUUCAUCCUGAGCCAAUGGAAUCCCUCCUAUGGGCAUAUUGUAUUUUAGCAGGAUCAUUGGUGUCUGAAGGAGCAACGCUUCUUGUUGCCAUAAAUGAACUUCGUAGGAGUGCUCGGGCCAAAGGAAUGUCAUUUUAUAAGUAUGUAAUGGAAAGUCGUGAUCCUAGUACCAAUGUUAUAUUAUUGGAGGAUACUGCAGCAGUCUUGGGAGUGACAAUAGCGGCUACUUGCAUGGGCCUUACUUCUCUAACAGGCAAUCCGCUGUAUGACAGCCUCGGUUCUUUGGGUGUGGGCACCUUGUUAGGCGUGGUCUCCGCGUUCCUGAUCUACACUAACACUGAAGCACUCUUAGGACGAUCUAUCCAACCCGAGCAAGUACAGCGGCUUACUGAACUCCUGGAGAAUGACCCGUCAGUAAGGGCAAUUCAUGAUGUUAAAGCCACAGACCUGGGAUUAGGAAAAGUAAGAUUUAAGGCAGAAGUAGAUUUCGAUGGGCGAGUUGUUACAAGAUCGUAUUUGGAGAAACAAGAUUUUGACCAAAUGCUACAAGAAAUUCAAGAAGUGAAAACUCCUGAAGAACUAGAGACAUUUAUGCUUAAACAUGGAGAAAAUAUUAUCGACACUUUAGGAGCUGAAGUUGAUAGGCUUGAAAAGGAACUGAAGAAACGAAAUCCUGAAGUUCGACAUGUAGAUUUGGAGAUACUCUAAUCUUGAUGGAGUGAAUCAUCUUGGUGGGGCCUUGGAAACGAGUUUGUUGAGUCUCUACAAAGCACGCGUCCUCCUUUGCAACCUGAAGGAGCCAGUGCCAUUGAGAAGCUAUUUCUUCUAAGAUGGAGUUAAUAUUUUAUGUGAAGAGCAAUUGAACAGGCCACAGAACUAAAACUCCUUCCUUCUAAUCAUGUUUUUUGCUUUAAUAGGGAACAUUUUGGUUACUUAAAUUGUUUAUAAUUUCUCAUUUUAGCCUAGCAUUGUGCAUUGUACAUUGCAAUCAUGUUUCUUUUUUUGCAUUGGUAAGUAGUAUCCGUGGGAUUAUAACUUUCAAUUUUGUUUCUACUAAAGACUUUACUCCAUCAAUAUCUGUCAGGCUUGAAUAUUCUGGCUGAAUGUUGGUGUCUGGUCACUCUGUUUCAGAGUUUGUCUUUCUUGAUAUAAUUUGGAAGUUUUCUGCAUACUUCAUGACUUUAACCUGAGCAUUGAGAGUGGUACUCUCUUAACUUGGUCAUCCACAAAUGUUCAUUCCAGAAAUAACUUAGUUAGUGAAUUGAAUGAAGACCUUUCAGUACCCUCCUUUAAAUCAUAGUUAUUAUUUUCUAAAAUUUAUUUCGCUUUCACUUUUUUCCUUUUUUUAAAUUUUUCUGAUGUUAAGACAUAAAUAGCCCUGAGCAUUUCUAUGAGCCAGUGCGAUGAUUCUUUCUUUCUUUCUCCUCCCUCCUUCUUUGCUUUGUUUUGCUUUGCUUUGUCGCUCCUUCCCUCUCAUCCUCCUUUCUCCCCUCCCUCCUUCCCUCUCUCCCUCCCUUCCUUCCUUUCCUCCCUCCCUCCUUCUGGAAACUGGCUGUAGUGCCAUAAUGUCUGUUUACUGGGAGUUAAUGCAUUUAUAAGCAUUUUAACAUUCUGUAAAAUGGACUAGAAAUAUUUAUAAUUUUACAGAUAGGAUAGCAUUUUAUUUUUAAUUUAUUUAAAAGGCACUACUUAAGUAAAUAUGAUCUGUGGGGUUUUUUGCUUCGAGAGAGAGAAGUAACUCUUACACUGAAACUUGUGUCAUGACUUUGUAUAAUACAGUCAGUAGUGUGUCUGUGACUUUCUUGCAGUUACAAAUGGGCAUUUAGCAUAUUGCUAUAACAUAUGUAAGCGAAGAGCUUUCUGAUGACUGUGGGCUAGCAAGGUGAAAAAACAUGUGCUUCCGUAAUUGAAAAUGUAGUGAAAAGCAACAGCUUUCUCCAGAACACACUCUGCACUUUAUAAUGUCCAGGUAGCAGUGAGCACUGUUCAUGGGAGAGUGUGGAUGCUGCUCUCUUUGUUGGGUGAGUGCUUGACACAGGGGCCUAACUCCUUACGUGAAGUUAGCGUCUUAAAACUUACUGAGGUGGAAGUAAGUUUCAUAACAGAUUGCCGUGAAUUAUAACAGAUUGUCCCAUUGGAAACAAAAAAUAAAUCUUUGAUUGAAGGGUU